AUGGAUUUUGAAUGUAAGGAGAUAUUAUCAGGAAGGCAGGUGGGUAUUGAUGUGAUAGCAUCUUCAUCUUCGCAACUAGAACACAAAUCUCACCAUCACGUUAGAAGGCUCCAGUACCAGCAACAACAGCAAAGGCAAGCGCAGCUGCAAAGAUUGUAUGCACAUGGCAGUCUCUCCUCUCUGGGACGUGGCUACGAGGCCUCCCUAACUGGCGUUGCCGUAUCCCACCUGAGAGGAGUCAGUAGUGGUGCUGUUCGACCUAACCCCGGUUCCGUAGUCUCCUUCGACCAUCCAGGCUAUUCGCGCCAGGUUUCUGGUGGAAGUAUGAUGAGCUAUAAUCCCCCAUCCACUCUGGCUAGCCGAUCGCUCUUCGGUAGGCCUGGGUUGUACGCCAAGAGUAGUCUCUACCGGUCCCGCAGUCUAGGUGCAUCAAAGGCCUCCUUAGCCACGGUACAAAGUGGUCGGUCGACGAUUCAAGCGGAGCACCACGACCGAAAGGUACAAUUGCUGAUCAAGGCGGUGGACUUUCGACGUGCUACUAAGCCCUACUUCUGGUCGAUCUUUUUCUUCACUCUCUUCCUCUUCACCCUCUUCCUCGGCCUCCUCAUCAUUUGCCUACGUCAUGUGUACAUGAAUCUCAUCCUCUCUAUCGACGUGGGAGAGUGCAUUGGCCCUCUGCUUUGUGGUCUUUCGUUCCUCUUUCUUGGUGCAGGAUUCAAGUUCCUCCAUGAUGCCUACCAGACGGGAGCCAGAGAACGCCAGAAAAUUAAGUAUGUACCGGACAGUGCCUCCACCGUGGCCGUCAAGAUGACUGCCGCACCAGCAGUUGAUACUACGGAAGAACUUUUGAGUGGUAAAACGACCGACAAGGCUCUUACACGCGCCCCUAUCGGCACACGAACGGUGAACCCCUCGGAAAGUGAAGUGUCGGAAUGCGUCCAAAUUUUGCGAUAUCGUCUGAUGCCACAACCAUUUCGAGACGUUUCAUCUUGUGUUGACGUCAAAAUAGACCUACCCAGUGACUUCCUCACGGUCGUAAGGGCGCAGCACCUGAUUUGUAUGCGAUUCUUACUGCAACAAUCAAACCACAUGUGGGGCAGUUUUGGGAUCAAAAAUAUAGCAUUUUGUGGACCCACCAUCCCCAGCCCCGUAGAAGAACCUGCAAACCCCCAGCCAGCAGGAGUCCCAGACACAGACACUCCGCCAGACGUCUCAAACAUUCUCAAACUUUGCCGAUGGCUGCGGAAGAGCCACGACCCAAACCACCACCAGUCCCAUUCAUAG
Molecule: messenger RNA, 1284 nt
Organism: Echinococcus granulosus
Lineage: Eukaryota; Metazoa; Platyhelminthes; Cestoda; Cyclophyllidea; Taeniidae
Exons: 7
Coding region: 1-1284 (427 amino acids)
Source: RefSeq, a predicted model, not a curated record